AGAGAUAGGCACACAUCUGCCCACGGAGAUAGCCUUUUAGCUAAGCCUUCACUCAACAGCAAACCGCCACACGCCGCAUGUAGAGAGGGUGUGCCUCUUCUGUUUGAGAAAUAAAACUUUAAAAAGUUAUUGAUCAGUGAUAUUCGCAGUGAGAGCAGGGACGCUGCAGGGAGACGGUGUUUGACCACAUCUCCAUGAUUGCUUUUGGACAAGAGAGAAAUCAGCAAACUGGAGUGCUCCGGCGGUGUGCGUUGCUGGUGACAUCUCAGCCCCUUGAGAGAUUUCAUGGGAAAAAUCCACAGAGGGGAAGGACCUCAGAGGAGAGUUUUUGGCAGGGGAGCAUGCAACUGUUGUGGUCUGAUGUUUUGUGACGAGGACUUCCUCCGCCAUUGCGUCGAGCUUCUUAUCAGCAGUUAGAGGUGACGAAACACGCGGGAAUGAGUGUUGGCGUCGGAUGCCGAAGGUCGGAGGUGAAGACGCCGAGCUCAGUGGUUGCCAGGCCAUAACUAUGGUAGUUGAGGUGAGGCCUCAUCCGUCCUCAUCAACAAAAGAUCCUCUUUUCUCAUCAUGCUGGAAAACCCCGCCGCAUCUGCGCCUUACAUCGUGGUGGAGCUGCUGAUUGCCAUCUUUUCCGUGCUGGGCAAUGUGCUGGUCUGCUGGGCCGUGUUCCUCAACAGCAACCUGCAGAGCAACACCAACUUCUUUGUGGUGUCACUGGCCGUGGCUGAUAUUGCCGUGGGCGUCCUGGCCAUUCCCUUCGCCAUUGUGAUCAGCAUCGGCUUCUGCUCCAACUUCUACGGAUGCCUCUUCAUUGCCUGCUUCGUGCUCAUUCUCACCCAGAGCUCCAUCUUCAGCCUGCUGGCCAUCGCGAUGGACCGCUACAUUGCAAUCAAGCUGCCGCUCAGGUAUAACAGCCUGGUGACGGGCCAGCGGGCGCAGUGCAUCAUCGCUGUCUGCUGGUUUCUCUCCAUCAUCAUUGGCCUCACCCCCAUGAUGGGCUGGCACAAGUUGUCUGAGAAGGAAAGCAGCGACUGCCCACCGGGUCUGAUGACGUGCCUCUUCGAGGAGGUGGUGGUCAUGGAUUAUAUGGUGUACUUUAACUUUUUUGCCUGUGUGAUGAUUCCUCUGCUGCUGAUGCUGGCCAUCUACCUGUGUAUCUUUAUGGCAGCUCGUCACCAACUCAAGCUCAUUGAGGUCAAAGCGGUUCACGGGGAAAAGUCACGCUCCACUCUCCAGAAAGAAGUCCAAGCUGCCAAGUCUCUGGCCAUCAUAGUGGGCCUGUUUGCCGUCUGCUGGCUGCCCUUACACAUCAUCAACUGCUUCACGCUUUUCUGCCCCAAGUGUCAGCGCCCGCCGCUCUUCAUCAUGUAUGUGGCCAUCAUCCUGUCGCACGGCAACUCGGUGGUCAACCCCUUCAUCUACGCCUAUCGCAUCCGCGAGUUCCGGCAAACAUUCCGGAAAAUAAUCCACAUCCACAUCUUGGGCCGUCAGGAGUUGCCGGGGAGAAGCGGCAGUAAGCGCUCCUCGCUUCACAGCAGCUUCAACGACUCCAUCAGGCUCAAGGCGAACCUUGACCUUUGUGCCGAGCAGGGCGGCAGCAGCACGGAAAACUUUGCUCGCCUCUCGCCUGUCGCGGGCGUUCUGUUGGCCGUAUCCUAAACGCCCCUGUCACUUGCUGUGCCAAAUGCUCCCAAAAUGGAUCCCAUCGGACCGACUCAAAUGCCCAUCUGUCAUCAGAGCCAGUAUUUGGCGGGAUCAAGGGGCGUGGAGGAAAAUAAGGCGCAACCACAGUUUAACUGGCAGAACAGGGAAAGCAGCCUGAGUGAGCUCACUCUCGCGUCUUGACAAACACAGCAGUUAUCACCACUCCCCUGGUCAAAUUUCUUUUGACGUGCUUGGCUAGCCUGAGGGUAUAUGCUGCAGAACUCUCGAAACCAGUUAUUUCCCCCCAAUGUGCCGUAAGAGAUCAUCAUCACGAUCAGGGGUAUCAUGGGAAAUUCACUCAUUUGACUUCAUUUAUUUUCUGUCAACCUUGUAUCUUUGUUCACUUUAUCCAUUGCAGUGACAUAUGGUGACAGGCAGAACAAUCAAAUACUCUUCCACUAUUUGACAGAAUGUACCACUGAACACAA
Hippocampus zosterae (dwarf seahorse) is the source of this 2132-nucleotide messenger RNA. RefSeq names its product adenosine A2a receptor a (gene adora2aa). The transcript has 3 exons. NCBI's taxonomy places the organism in Eukaryota, Metazoa, Chordata, Actinopteri, Syngnathiformes, Syngnathidae. The coding region runs from base 568 to 1659 and encodes 363 amino acids. Gene Ontology annotation, biological process: G protein-coupled adenosine receptor signaling pathway; adenylate cyclase-activating G protein-coupled receptor signaling pathway. The record is from RefSeq and is a predicted model, not a curated record. Gene Ontology annotation, cellular component: membrane. Gene Ontology annotation, molecular function: G protein-coupled adenosine receptor activity.